GGGCUUCACCACAGGGGCCGAGCAUUGUGCAGAGGAGAGCCCUGCAGCCCCAUCCAGCUCCAACCCUGCUUGCAGAUCCCUUGGCCCCUGCAGCACCAUGAAUGUCGCCACAGCCACCCUGGUUGCUCUCCUCCUCGUGGUCACCUGCUCCCCAUCUGAGGCCCAUCUCGAUGGCGUUCCCAACACCUGCUGCGUCAGCUACCAGAAACACCCCAUCCCGCGGAGCCUUGUCGCCUCUGCCUACAUCACCAGCAGCAGCUGCACCCAGCCAGGGGUGAUCCUGGUCACCAAGAAGAAGAAGGAGCUGUGCACGGACCCGCAGCUGCCCUGGGUGCAGGCACAUCUGAAGUACUUCCAGACCAUGAAGAACUGACUCUUCCCUGCUGCCACCCGCAAUGCCCCAUGUGCUGUGCCCAGCGGGCUUGGGUUCCAGCCCCAGGCAUGCAAGAGACUACUUGAACUGCAGCCGUGUUCGAUGGGAAAAAUUAUUCUAUUUAACUUAUUUAAGUUAAACUAAAUAUGUUUUGCUAAGAAAAGGGACAGUAGAAAAAUAAUUUAAACUCUAUCUAAGUAAUAAUUUAAACCAAAAUAUCUUAAACCAUAUCAAUAUAUGCCUGUUAAUGAAGGGUUAGGAAUUCUGAUGCCUAAACAAAGCGCUUGUGCUACGAACCCCUCCGGACGUCUCUGAAGUCCCUGCUGGAGCCCCGGUGUGGGAGAAGGGACCCACGGGGACGCCCUUGCCCUCCCCGCACCCUGGGUCCACUGCUCCCCGCCCUGGGCAGGGAGGCCUUGGCCCCUCAGCAGCUCCCGUGGAGCUUCCCCCUCCCCAGCCCCCGUGGGUUCAGCUCUGGUGCCGCACAUCACGUCCCCAAGCGGGUGACACCAGCAUCUCACCUGGGGCGGCCAGUGCCGGCUCCUGUUUGGGAAAUGACCUGGCAGCACCCGCGGUGCCAAGGGGAGGGUCAGGGCCACCGCGGAGGCCCUCGCGCCACAGCAUUUCGGCACAUCAACAAGGCCACGUGUGAUGUUCCAGCUUUUAUUAGUGAGGCUCUGCAGGUUUCUGGGAGAGGGGCUGGGAGGGCAGCUGGGUGCCGGGGUGUCCUGCGAGGAUGUUACUACGUGGUCGUGGAGUUUGUGCAUAUAUACAUUUAAGUGAUAAGGGUCAUUGUGUUCAUAUCCCAAACAUUACUAUAAAUCUAGAUGAAUAACUAAACUGAAUAAAACAAGUGGCAAACUCAAGACAGGACCUGAGGCCUUC
This is a messenger RNA of Phalacrocorax carbo (great cormorant), 1258 nucleotides long. The record is from RefSeq and is a predicted model, not a curated record. Lineage: Eukaryota; Metazoa; Chordata; Aves; Suliformes; Phalacrocoracidae.